Molecule: messenger RNA, 2178 nt
Organism: Oncorhynchus gorbuscha (pink salmon)
Lineage: Eukaryota; Metazoa; Chordata; Actinopteri; Salmoniformes; Salmonidae
Product: desmin-like
Exons: 3
Coding region: 1-2178 (725 amino acids)
Biological process (GO): intermediate filament organization
Cellular component (GO): axon; cytoplasm; plasma membrane
Molecular function (GO): structural constituent of cytoskeleton
Source: RefSeq, a predicted model, not a curated record
AUGAGAGGAUCUUCCUAUUCCCAGAAAUCCCAGUCCCUGCAGGUGAGUGGGGCACGCAGCAGUAUGCGAGUUCAGAGCCCCUCUCCCUCCCGGUGCCGUGGAUCCUCGUACAACAACCGUGGACGCUCCGGAUAUCAGGACGGCCACGUGUCCUCGGCUGUGGAGUUGGGCACAGAGAUACACCAGGUCCAUGCCAACGAGAAGGAGGCGAUGCAGGAGCUAAACGUGAGGUUUGCAGGCUACAUCGAGAAAGUCCAGGCCCUUGAACAGAGGAACGCCCUGCUGAUGGCCGAGCUGGCUGCGCUACAGGGCCGCUUCAAGGGAGGCCCCACCGGUAUCGGAGAAGAGUACAACCUCAAGUUCAAGGAGAUGAGGGAGCUGAUCGAAGCCUUGACCAAUGAGAAGGGAGCUGCUGAUAUCGAGAGGGGAUACAUUGAGGAGGAGGUGGAGGUGUGGAGAAUGAAACUGGAAGAGGAGCUGGCACUGAAAGAGGAGGCAGAGAUGAUCCUGAGGGAAUUCCGUCAAGACGUUGACAAUGCCACUCUGCAGAAGGCUGAGCUCGAGAAGAGUGUCGAACAGCUGGUGGCCGAGAUUGAGUUCCUCAAGAAGUUGCAUGACGAGGAAGUUGCCGACCUCAUGAAGCAGAUCGAGGACUCCAAGGUGACCGCGGAAGUCGACGGUGACCGCCCCGACCUCGCCGCCUACCUCCGCAACAUGCGAGCCGAGAUCGAGACUGUGGCGGCCAAGAACGUCCAGGAAGCCGAGAAGUGGUACAAGGGCAAGUUUGAAACCCUCAAAGAAGUCGCUGGCAAGAAAGAAGAGCAGAUGAAGUCGAUGAAAGAAGAGAUCACCACCUUCCACAACCAGGUGACAGACCUCCAGAACCAGAUCGACGGGCUGAGGGCGAGAAACGCAGCCCUGGAGCAGCAGCUGGAGGACAUGGAGAUGGCCCACAUGGAUAAGGUUGGAGGCCUGGAGGGCAUCAUUGCCCAGCUGGAACACCAGCUCUGCGAGACCAAGAUGGAGAUGGGCAAGUACCUGGCCGACUACCAAGAGCUGCUGCACAUCAAGCUGAAGCUGGACGCUGAAAUCGCCGUCUACAGGAAGCUGCUGGAGGGAGAGGAGAGCAGGCUGGGGAUCUCUCUGUCACAGAGGACCACCUCAAUGUCCUGCAGUGUGGAGACUCACCAGCUGCCAGACGGUCUGCCUGAGCACCCCACGUUCUCCCCUACCACCAAGCUUGUCAACUCCCCCUACCUUCACUCCUCUGUUCCACCUACCCGCCCACCCUAUCAGCCCCCACCCUCUUUCUGCCCCUACACACUGUCAACCCCUAGCACAUUCCAUCACACCUUCCCAACCAGCCCACCCGUCAACCUCCCACCACCUCCUCCCAGUCCUGCCCGCCCCUGUCAGCCCCCCACCACCACCUCCUCCCAACCAGCCCACCCGUCAACCCCACCCCCUCAUCCCAGUCCUGCCCGCCCCUGUCAGCCCCCCACCACCACCUCCUCCCAACCAACCCACCCCUGUCAACCCCACCCCCUCCUCCCAACCAGCCCACCCCUAUCAACCCCACCACCUCCUCCCAACCAGCCCGCCCCUGUCAGCCCCCCACCACCACCUCCUCCCAAACAGCCCGCCCCUGUCAGCCCCCCACCACCUCCUCCCAACAAGCCCACCCCUGUCAACCCCACCUCCUCCUCCCAACCAGCCUGCCCCUGUCAGCCCCACCACCUCCUCCCAUCCAGCCCACCCCUGUCAGCCCCCCACCACCCCCUCCUCCCAACCAGCCCGCCCCUGUCAGCCCCCCACCACCCCCUCCUCCCAACCAGCCCGCCCCUGUCAGCCCCCCACCACCCCCUCCUCCCAACCAGCCCGCCCCUGUCAGCCCCCCACCACCCCUCCUCCCAACCAGCCCGCCCCUGUCAGCCCCCCACCACCCCCUCCUCCCAACCAGCCCGCCCCUGUCAGCCCCCCACCACCCCCUCCUCCCAACCAGCCCGCCCCUGUCAGCCCCCCACCACCCCCUCCUCCCAACCAGCCCGCCCCUGUCAGCCCCCCACCACCCCCUCCUCCCAACCAGCCCGCCCCUGUCAGCCCCCCACCACCCCCUCCUCCCAACCAGCCCGCCCCUGUCAGCCCUUGUCAUGUCACGCUGUGCUGCCGUAUGGUUAA